Mycena citricolor is the source of this 393-nucleotide messenger RNA. NCBI's taxonomy places the organism in Eukaryota, Fungi, Basidiomycota, Agaricomycetes, Agaricales, Mycenaceae. The record is from the annotation of a GenBank genome assembly.
CUUACACUCGCUGAGGUAUGCAUUCUCCCUUACGAUCUAAUGACCCUUACUUAUGACUUGUACCACAGACUCUGUGUCUUUAGGUGAUCGCUACUGGUCGUAUCUCCACUGCGCGGUAUUGUCUGCGACACAAUCCACGUGGCUCCGGUUGCCUGGCCUGUAUAGCACCACAUUCCGAAACGCCGCAGUCUGCGUUGGACAUGAGCACAUGAAAAUAUUAAACAGAAUCCUCCCUUCAUCGAAGCGGCUUCAAAUAAUAAGCGCCACAAAGUAUAGGGUUGAAGAUUUGGAUUGUAUUCUAGUGUAGUCUUCAACAUCAGCUGUGCUGUCGGAUGUCACUGGACUUCAAUCACCAGGGAAUAUCAAUCCCCCUCCGCUGAUCAUGAUGGGACU